AUGUUGACAUUACUACUUUUUGCAGAGGAAUUUCCUAAAAUACAUAGAUGUAUGAAUGGAGAGAUAACAAAAAAUGUUAAGCUAAUAGAGAACAAUGCAACAAAAUCAAGAAAAGUUCUCGGCAAUCAACCAUUCGAAAAAAUCAGGAUAGCAUUUGAUUAUAGAUUUGUCGAUGGUUCAUAUACAGAUGAUAAUAUGUGCAAUUAUGUAGGUCAACAAAUAUUUACAGUUGAUGGUGAAGCACAUGAAUGUGAAAGUGAUGAACUCGUUACACGCGAAAAGUUGAAAAAUAUAAAAGGUACACUUGAAAAUGUAAAAAACUUUUAUACUGACCUAUUAUAUGUUCAAAGAUUAACUGAAAAAUUCACAUUACAAGGAUUUCCACAAAACUUUGAAUAUCCAUCAGAUACAACAGCAGAAGAUAUCGACUUGGUUAUCACAGUCCUUAGUAGACCUUUUGGAAAAAACUCGGCUGUCCUAGCUGCUGCUGCACCAUUACAGGUUGACUCAAAUUCUCAUCGUCCUAUCCAAGGGUUUAUCAUUUGUAACAUGUUUAGGGCUCCAAACUCGAUUCAAAGCGAAACAUCCAGUAAGAGGUAUGACUUUAACACAUUUUUGCAUGAAACAUUACAUAUUUUAGCAUAUCAUUCAAGUCUAUAUCAACAUUACCAUCCAAUAGGAGAUAAUACACCACAUAAAAGUUUUAACUGCACUCUCAAAAAGCUGGGUAAGGAAAUGACCUUCUUAACAACACCAUAUGCUCACAUUUAUGCAAAGAAUCGUUAUGGCGUUGAUAAAUUUGUUGGUGAUGAAGGCAUAGAAUGUCCAGCGGGUAUUGAAUUUGAAAAUGGGGGAGGGGAUGGAACAAGUGGUAGUCAUUUAGAAGCCAGAAUUCUGAUAGAAGAUCUGAUGAUUGGUGUUAAUAUGGGUCCUGAAUAUGAUGACAGAGUACCAUUUAAUAAAUUAACAGAUGCAACAUUAGCAGUUCUUUUGGAUACAGGUAAUUAUAAAGUUGAUUAUAGAAAGGCAUCUCCAAUGAUAUGGGGAAAUCCUGAAUCAAUCAACGGAAAACCAAUCGAAAACUUUGCCAUUGGUCCACCACAAUUAACUUUCCCGAAAUAUUACCUUAUUGAUAAACAAAAUCCAAGCAUAACAUGGUUUGACUACAAAACCAUAAGCGUAGUUCCAAUGAUUGCAAAUACAACAGAUGCUCGCUGUGGACAAGAGGACCAAUAUGAUGUGUAUUGUAAUUAUGUUUCAUUUUACAAUCCAAAGAAUCUUGAUUAUAUUGGAAAUAGUGAUAUUUUUGAUUUUAUGGCUAUCUUUAGCCCAUCAGUAUCAUGUUCAAACGGACAAGCUGCUCUACCUGGUAUUUCUAAUUGUUACGUUUAUACGUGUGAUGGAUAUUCUUCUGUUACAUUUGAUAUCAAUGGUAAAAAGCAUAAGUGUACUAAAGAAACAGAUCCAGGAUAUCUAUAUAAUGAUACUGAUGGUACAAAAUUUGCAGUUUUUUGUGUUGAUCCGGAGAGAUUUUGCAGAACAGUUAAGUUAUAUGAAAUGAAAUUCAAAAAGAAUCCAUUCAUUACUAAUGUUCAGCAUUUAAGUGAUAUUGAUCAAGGUCCAGGUCCAGAUAUUGCACCAGAAGGAAUCUACCAGGCAUCACAAGCUCCUGGACCAUCAGCUACACCAGUUAGUCCUGAUGGUUCUGAAGAAGGAGGAUCUGGAAUUUGGGAGAAAUACAAGCUUUACAUCAUUAUUGGAGGCGCAGCUCUUGUUGUUAUUAUCAUUGUUAUUAUUAUUGCAGUUAGCUGCAAGAAACCAGAGGAAUCUCAUCAUAAGCAUAGUAAUCAUCAUAAGCAUAAAAGUCAUCAUAAGAAGAGGCGAUAUUCCAGUUCUUAUUCUGAUAACGAUUAUGAUAGCGAUUAUGAUAGCGAUUAUGAUAGUGAAUAUGUAUAA
Molecule: messenger RNA, 1956 nt
Organism: Trichomonas vaginalis G3
Lineage: Eukaryota; Parabasalia; Trichomonadida; Trichomonadidae
Product: regulation of choline O-acetyltransferase protein
Exons: 1
Coding region: 1-1956 (651 amino acids)
Biological process (GO): proteolysis; cell adhesion
Cellular component (GO): membrane; cytoplasm
Molecular function (GO): metalloendopeptidase activity
Source: RefSeq, a predicted model, not a curated record